UCACCCAUUUUCUCUCUCCAUCAACUCAUUAUCACUUUGCUUCACCAUAACCCGUGUUGUUCUCUACAGUUUACGAAUUCACCCAUGGCCAUUGGGGAGAUCCUUUUGAGUGCCUUCCUUCAAGUCUUGUUCGAGAAGUUGGCUUCUCUGGGAUUGCGCUAUGUGCAAAGGGAAGGAGCGCCACCCUUCUCUGGAAUUAGCAUUGACCUACUCAAUAAGUGGGAGAAGAUGCUUGUUACAAUCAAUGCAGUGCUAGCUGAUGCAGAGGACAAGCAACUAUGCAAUAAAGGUCUAGUGAAGCUAUGGCUAGAUGAUGUUAAGGACUUGGCCUAUGACAUGGAAGACUUGCUUGAUGAGUUCGCUAUGGAAGCCACCCAAGCCAAGUUGAAGGCAGAAUCCAGCACAAGCGGAGGUCUAAUGAAAUGGAAGUUCCCUUUAAUUAGCCAAUAUAAAUCCUCCAUAUCAAAUCCAAACCCGCGCUCACUUGUGUCGGAAGCUGAGGUACAGAAGAUCUCUGACAAGUUGGAAGAAAUUGUCAACAGGAAGGCUCAUCUAAGCUUAAUAGAGAAUGCUAUGAACAGAUUUGACUACACCAACAAAAGGCUCCCCAGCAGUUCUUUGCCAGAGCCUCGAUUUUUUGGCAGGAAAAAGGAAGAAGAAGAAAUAUUUGAACUCUUGACUGGUGAAGCCGAAAAUGUCGAUACCACGUUGAGCAUAGUCCCCAUAGUUGGGAUGGGUGGUAUUGGAAAGACGGCCUUGGCUCAACGAUUGUAUAAUGAUGUCAAAGUGACUAGCUGCUUCGAAAUAAGAGCAUGGGUUUGUGUUUCAGAUGUUUUUAAUGUUCUCGACAUAACCAAGACUAUUUUGCGGUCUAUCACUAAGGUGUCUAAUGAGGGUGAAGAUCUUAACACGCUUCAAGUUAAGUUGAAGGAUAGUCUAUCAGGCAAAAAGUUUCUGGUGGUUUUAGAUGAUGUUUGGAAUGAAAACUACGAAGAAUGGACUACCCUCUUAAAGCCAUUUGGAGCUGGGGCUAAAGGAAGUAAGAUCAUCAUAACGACUCGCAACUAUACUGUUGUUUCCAUAACAGGAGCUUCGUCAUAUCCUUUGAAGGAGUUGUCCCUUGAUAAUUGUACAAGCUUAUUAGCCUUUCAUGCUCUUAAAACGACAAAUUUUGAGAGGCACCCACAUCUUGAAACAAUAGGCAAGAAAAUAGCCGAAAAAUGUAAAGGUUCACCUUUGGCAGCAAAGGUAUUGGGAGGUCUUCUACGUGAUAAAGGGAAUCCCGAUCAAUGGGAAGCUAUCUUAAGCAACAAAAUGUGGGAUCUUCCAACGGGAGAAAAUGAUGAGGUUAUUCGAGUUUUGAAAUUGAGCUAUGUCCAUCUUCCUUCUUAUUUGAAGAGAUGUUUUGUUUAUUGUGCAAUAUUUCCCAAGGAUUACGAAAUUGAGAGGGAUGAGCUAGUGCACUUAUGGAUAGCGGAGGGUUUUUUGGAUGGAGGAAGAUCAAAGGAUAAUAUCUUGAAAUGGGGACAAGCUCACUUUGAUGAGUUAGUAUCUAAAUCAUUUCUUCAACGAUCAAGUGUCAACGCAUCUAAAUUUUCAAUGCAUGAUAUUUUUAAUGAUCUAGCAAAGUCAAUUGCGGGUGGGACAUGCUUUAACUCUGAGUCUGAGCUGGCAGAUAAUGAAGAUGUUGCAUCUCCCAAGAAAGUUCGUUAUGCAUCAUUCACCUCGUCGUGGUGUGUUUCAUCAAAAUGCAUGGAAGCAUAUCAUCAAAUGAAGCUACUAAGAAGUUUAAUAUUAUCGUCUAAUGGAUCUCCUCAAGGUUACCAAUUCCAGAUUUCCAACAAAGUGUUACAUGACUUGCUAACAAAAUUGAAGUACUUAAGGGGGUUCUCCUUAAGUCAUUGUUCCAUCAUAGAGGUCCCGGAUUGUGUUGGUGAUUUAAAAUAUCUUCGCUAUCUCAAUUUCUCGUACACAUAUAUAAAAAGGCUACCUGAGUCAAUCGGCAGCUUGUGCAAAUUACAAGCUUUGAUCUUAAAAGGUUGUCAACAGCUUUCUUUGUUGCCUCAAGGAAUCACAAAAUUGGUUAGUUUACAGUUUCUUGAUAUUAGAGAUACAAGGAGUUUAAAGGAGAUGCCAUUGAGUAUCAGUAAUUUGAAGAAUCUUAUGAUCUUAUCCAAGUUUGUGGUAGGACCAGACAAAGGGUCACGGUUAAAGGAGUUAAAGAACUUGCCACACCUUCAAGGAGAAUUGUUCAUAUCAGAAUUGCAAAAGGUGGAAGAAGUCAGAGAUGCAAUUGAUGCCGAUUUAAUUGGAAAGAGAGGCCUUAGCAACUUAUUCUUGCACUGGGGUGAAAAUUUUGGAAAUUUGCAGAAUGGGAAGCAUGAAGCACUGGUGCUUCACUAUUUGCGACCUCACAUUAAUCUUGAACAUCUCUCUAUCUCGCACUAUGGUGGUGCAAGAUUCCCCUCAUGGUUAGCUAGUCCAUCUUAUUCUAAGAUAGUUUCUUUAUGCUUACGGGAUUGUCCUAAUGUCACAUUGCUUCCACCACUUGGACAACUACCUUCACUUAGAGAAUUAUCUCUUGAAGGUCUACAUGCAGUAAGCACUAUAGGCCCUGAAUUUUAUGGAGGUAAAAGGCCUUUUUCAUCCUUAACAACUUUGAAGUUGGAAGAGAUGUUGGCAUGGAAGGAUUGGUCUCAUUAUGCUAGGGGUCAAGAAGAAGAUGUCGCAUUCUCUUAUCUUCAACAUCUUGUUGUCCGGGGAUGUCAUUCGUUGGUUGGGACAUUGCCUGGUCAACUUGAUCUUCUCAAGAAGCUAGAAAUUUAUUCAAGCCCGCAUUUGAAUAGCUCAACCAAUGUGGUUUGUCUCCCAUCUCUCUGUGAGUUAUCCCUUGAGGAUUGUAACGAGGAGAUCUUAAAAAUUUUUGUAAACCUAACUUCUUUGACCGUUCUCAAAAUUGAGAAUCUUGUAGAGCUUGUUUGUUUUGAUCAUGGGUUUACGAGCUACUUGGUUAAGCUAAAGGAGCUUUAUAUAGGACGGUGUGACAAGCUAAACUACUUGUGGCAAAAUGGAAAUGAGAUGCAAAAUCUUGCUUGCCUUCAGAGUGUAGUAAUCUAUAGUUGUCCUCAAUUCACAUCUUUUGUGGCUGGAGAUGGAGAAAUGGAGCUAUCCUAUAACCUUGAAAAGAUGGAAUUGAGAAAUUGCAUGAGUUUAGAAAACUUCCAAGCAAGAUGUACACAUUAAGACAUUUGAAUAUUGAAAUUGUCCAAAAAUCAUGGGACUAAUAGUUUCUCAAGAUGACCCCAGCAGCAAUAACUCGAUAUCUCAACUUGAAUUUCUCAACAUAAGUGAAUGUGAUUCUUUGAUUUCAUUUCCAUUUGCUAAGGGUAGACUUGCUUCUCUGAAGAAGCUUACUAUUCGGAAGUGUGAGGGGGUGGAGUCCCUCGAAGAGAUCACAACGGAAUCGCUGGAUUCUUUGGCUAUAAAGAGAUGUGAGAAUUUGGUGAGUCUACCACGAUACCUUCACACGCUCUCCCAUCUCACUCAGUUGAGCCUAGAGGAGUGUCCAACAUUGGAGAUGGAGGACUUCCCUCCCCUUCCCAUCACCCUGGUGAGACUUGAUCUUCGUUUGGUUCCUAAGGUAAAGUCUCUACCACAGGAGUGGCAUCAUCUUACGUCCCUCCGGUGGCUACAAAUUUCAGAGGUGUGAAAAUAUCAAAUGCUUGCCCGAAGGAGGUUUGCCUCCCAAUUUGCAAUGGUUUUAAUUUGGGGGUGCAACAAUAUGAAGCAACCAGUGAGAGAAUGGGGCUUACACAUGCUCACAUCGCUCGAGUUUCUGGGAAUGGACGGAAGCAGCAUGGGAGGGGAGAGAGACAAGGUGUGGUUUCCUUCGGAGGAAGACAAUGAGGAUGCCUGGAGUCUUCUCUUUCCUUCCUCUCUUGUCUCUCUUAUUUUGGGAAAUAUGAUGAACGUGGAAAGACUAUCAAGUGGCCUUCGCAACCAUCUCUCCUCUCUCCAACUGUUAUGGAUUGAAAAUUGCCCGAAAUUGAGGGACUUGCCAAAGGAUGGUCUCCCUCCAUCCCUCCAACGAUUGUAUAUAUGUGAUUGCAAGGUUCUAAAAAAUCGAUGCUCAAAACACACCGGCGACUAUUGGCCCCUCAUCCAAGAGAUCCCGGACAUCGAGAUUGAUUUCCUUCGGAUCCAAUGAAUUGAUUCGUCCUAGUACGGUCAGGUUUUCUAGGGUUCGGGUAAGUUUAUGGUUUUGAAGGCAUCGAUUUCCCAUUCUGCUUCCUCAACUCGAUGCUCAACACAAAUCGAUACUUUCCCGUGGAGAUGCUCCGCAUGAAUUUCCGGAAAUCCAAGAAAUCCUCAACAUCGGCAUCGAUUGGGUUCUCAGAGCCGAUGAAGUGAAAUCGAUCCACUUUCGCCGUCAUUUGCUAAUUGCCGCGAUUCAAUCCCUUCCACCUACGGUCGGAGUUCUAAGGGUUCGGACGUUUGCUUCUCGGGUUGUAGCACGACUGAAAUUCAGAGCUGAAAAAUUGAUAAUUAGCUGCUUGAAUAUCCAGCAAGAGCUUCCUUUAGUCUCCGAUUGCACUGGCUUGCGAAAGUUGAUGAUGAUGAUGAUGAUAUUCUUGUAUGCCACAGCUGCAUCCAUGUCCACUAUUGCCUUGGGCUGGCUUUUCUCUUUAGCCACCGCAAAGCUCUUUCAAACGGCAAGUAAUUCAGCCUCCUCUGCGGGCAACCAUCUCCCCUGUUUCAGUUCUAGCCUCAAUCCCAACAAUUUUUGUUCAUAUAUGGAUGCAAGAUUUUGAAAAAUCGAGAUGUUUGAAUGUCACCGGCAACUAUUGGCCCCUCAUCCAAGAGAUCUCUUUCAUCAGCAUUGAUAGCUUUCAGACGCAAUGAAGUAAAAUCAAUCAUGUCCGAGCCAUGAUAAAAGAUUUGUCUCCGUUGACUGCUUUUUAUUAAUCAGGAUUUGGAUGCAGUUGAGGCACUCAUUCAAGGUCUGGUCUUGUUCCAAGGAGGAAUUCUGAUGGUUAGUCAUGAUGAGCAUCUAAUAUCUGGAAACGUGGACGAGCUCUGGGUGAUUUCUCAAGGCAAGGUGGCGCCUUUCCAUGGGAAUUUCCAGGAUCAUAAGAAGAUACUUCAGUCCUCAUUGAAUCAGGCGAGUUUAGCUCUUGUCAUCAACCAAGAGUGUUUCAACAGGAUCACAUCACAUCACCUUACAAAACAUAAAAUGAGGCUUUGUUACAGAGAGAAAGCAAAAAGGGAUGAAGAGAGGAUUGCUGCUGAUAUACAGGAUGUACUCACGGUUACAGCAGCCCCUGUUUGUCAUUUUGAUUAGGGCGGAUGAGUCUUAAGUUUUUGACAUUGAAUAUGCAGUAUCAUUUGCCAGUAGCUCAAAAAACUGAGUAUGGAUUGCGGUCCUGGUAAUAAUUUAUGACCCUUUGCCCAUUUUUAUCUUAGCAACAGGUUCGUUUGUUGUGCCCUUGGAAGUUUGACAUGGAAGUGCUUUUUUUUCUGCAUUAAUAUUAACUUUCAUUUUCUUCUUUUUUGUCCUUUUUUUUUAAUCCUAAACUCUCGAAACUUUCGCACAAAUGCACAAUGUUGACAUAUGAAUUCACAUAUUUAUUUUCCAUAUAUAUAUAUUUUAAAUUUGGAUAAGGUUGUUAAUUUUGACACGAAAAGAAAAGCUUCUUUUACUUGAACUUAACUCUAGACAACCGAGUCCUUUGAUUUGCCGGAGCAACCUAGGGGAUAAUUCUUUUAUCAUGUGCUACAUGUUAUAUUCUUUUAUUCUUUUACAACAUGCCACCUUUGUAUUUCUUUGCAUUUUCCCAGCAUCUUCUUCCUUGUGCCCUUAGCUCAUUCACUGCGGUUGUUUUACAGAUACCAUGGUGAUCUGUAUUGGCAAAAUCUCUUGGGAGGAUCACGUGCGAAUGUUGCCGAGGGUUGCUCACUGUUGUGGAUGACAUCUUCUGCUCAUUUCAAGCACACCCAGAGGGUGUUGCUCUUCUCAAGCAGCAAUAUGGAUUGAACGAGACCACCAAUGAGGUCAUUGCUGUCAUAGAAGCUCAUAGAACUCCGAGAGAUCGGAGGCCUUAUGCUGCCGAUCGAGUUAUGAAAGACAUCACUGGAAAGUUUGCGUUUGUGCUCUUGGACAGCCCUCCAGAAACCACUUUUCUGGCUGCUGAUGUUGGUGGAAGUGUCCCUUUCUUCUGGGGAAGUGAUUGUGAAGGCAAUCUUGUUCCCUCGGACGAUGCAGGAGUCAUAAACAAGGGCUGUGGGAAAUUGUUGCACCAUUCCCUAAAG
This is a messenger RNA of Eucalyptus grandis, 6309 nucleotides long. RefSeq names its product putative disease resistance RPP13-like protein 1. Gene Ontology annotation, molecular function: ADP binding. The record is from RefSeq and is a predicted model, not a curated record. The transcript has 6 exons. Bases 85 to 3243 code for a protein of 1052 amino acids. Lineage: Eukaryota; Viridiplantae; Streptophyta; Magnoliopsida; Myrtales; Myrtaceae. Gene Ontology annotation, biological process: defense response to other organism.